Chara braunii is the source of this 2979-nucleotide messenger RNA. The record is from the annotation of a GenBank genome assembly. NCBI's taxonomy places the organism in Eukaryota, Viridiplantae, Streptophyta, Charophyceae, Charales, Characeae.
ACGUUGCUCGAACCCGCCUGUUACAUUUUUCCGGGGAGUGUGUGUGUGUGUGUGUGUGUGUGUCUGUGUCCGUGUGUAAGAGAGAGAGGAGGGGGGGAGCUGGCUGCCGACCAUCAUGAUUAUGACACGAGGCAUCCUGGCCCAGAUGAACCAUGCCAUCACCCCGUUCCCCUCCAGAUCAUGCGCAUGUUCGACCGUCCGAUUUUUGUUUCUUUCCAUCACCGGAUGAGGAGGAAGAGAAAGACGAAGACAGGGCAUGAGGCGACGAAGACGGAUAGGGUGCAGCAUGCAAGGUUUCUGUUUCUCUUGGUCGACAAGGAUACCACCAACAAUUGCAUCAGUUGCAGAGCACCUAGCUAGACACUCAAAUUUCUGCAGCUGCCUUGAGCAGUUGUCAGAGGAGUGUCCUUCUGGAAGGCAAAGCCAAUCGCACUGGCACGCACUUGGCAAACUUUCUGGGGUAUAGUGCUUCCACUCUCGAGUCUUGACAGACUCUGCAGAGCCAGUGCUCGCUGUGAGGUACACAGCUAGAGCAGAGGCCUGUCUGUCGCCAUCUUCCUCAGCGCUUUUGUGAAUCACAUGGUGAGACUUUCCGCGAAGCGUUGUGACUGGUCGUCGAUACAAGGUCUUAGAAUUUUAACAAAAAGUAUUGUCAAUUGUCGGCGAGGUGAGUGAACAGAAACACGAGCUCAGUAGUGAGAGAGAGGUCCUUGGGUGUGCAAGGCAAGUGUGUCAUCUUCUCUGCAGAAUGCUAUUUGUAAAUGCUCAGCCUCUGCCGUCGCAGAUAAGACUCUUGGAUCUCGCAAUCGAAUGGCUAGCAGCCUUGUUGGCAUCCAUUGAGGUGCGGUGCAGUGUGCAACUGGCUACGGCUGAUUCGAUCUGACACAGGAGACCAUAUGCAUGCGCAGUUUGUUUGUCCAGACGUCUGCUAAACUUCAUCCCCGCUCCCGGAGGUGAUCUGACUGGAUCUGCACUCCCCCAACAACGGACGGUUCAUACAACGAGAGACAUGGCAGUUGUCGCGAAGGCCGGUUGUCUUACCCACUCGUGGCAAAGUCUGCAAUCCAGUCAGAUAGAUUUCCAGGUACCUCCUCAGAAGCCGUUCAAGGUGCAGCAUGAUCUUCAGGCGUGCUUCAUUGCCAGUCGGCAGAGAGGCGCUGUCGUUCAUCAGAGGCGGCCGACUCACUCACUAUUCGUGUGUGUCCCAACACCACGCAGCCAUGCAGAUUGCGAUCAGCAGCUGGUACUGAAAGCGACUGCAACAAAAUGCGCGCACCGCUCCUCACGAUCAUUUGGCAGGAAAUCCUCUCUCCAUAGUACGAGUCGUCAGGCCAGUCCCUGCACACUGGCCAGGGCACUGCCAGGAGCACAGCAGGCAUGUGGAAGGAAUGAGAAAGGUUUUCCCUGUGUUGGCCGAUUGUCGUGGAGGUCCACAGCUAGUCCCAGACGCAACGGGCUUGAGGUCCAGUUUGCAGAUUACUCGGAUUUUGCAGUUCCUUGGCGUACUCGAUUGUAUGGCAACCAGUGGCGUAAGGUCGCAGUUUGCCAGGCAGGAGCGGAUUCCCAAAACCAGCAGACAGUGACGAUUACCAGAUUGACUGUGAAGACACUGAGGGAGUACGGUGCCCAACCGAGGAAAGGCCUUGGGCAGCAUUUCAUGAUCAAUGACGAGGUGAAUGUGAAGCUGGUGGACACGGCUGACAUUGUGCCAGGAGAUGUGGUCCUGGAAGUUGGCCCAGGGACUGGCACUCUCACGGAAAGACUGCUGCACGCCGGGGCACUUGUCCUUGCAGUCGAGAAGGAUGCCAAGAUGAUGGAAGCACUACGCUCCCGAUUCGCCAAUGUACCAGAGGUCGAGCUGGUUCUUGGCGACAUUCUGAAGUGGGACAUCCGCUAUCACUUGUCAAAGGUUUUGUCCGCUCUGGGUAACUCGCGGAGGGCGAAGAUCGUAUCGAAUAUGCCAUUCAACAUCACCUCGGAGUUUCUAAUGAAUGUGAUUCCCAUGGGUGAUCUUUUCUCGACGAUCGUUCUCUUGGUGCAGGAAGAAACUGCAAGGCGGCUGGUGGACUCAGGUCCUGGAGAUAGUGGCAAGUAUCGCCAAGCGAACGUGAUGUUGCGUUUCUUCGGCGAGCCAGAGUACAUAUUCAGCGUCAGCCGUAAAUGCUUUUUCCCCCAACCGAAAGUUGAUGCUGCGAUACUCAAAGUCACCUUGAGAACACCCGAGGAGUACCCUGUCCUCGUGUCUUCUCACUCGUCCUAUCCGUUGACGCUAAGGGCUUUCACCAAAAUGGUUGCAUCAGCCUUCCAAGGGAAAAGAAAAAUGCUAAAGAACUCGCUGAAAUCUCUGUACAGUUUAGAGGUCACUUCGGAUGUACUUAAUAAACUUGAGCUUCCAUCAACAGCUCGUCCCGAGGAGCUCUCAUUAGACGACUUUGUGAGAAUUUUCAAUGCAUUUGAGAAUACUCGCGGAGAAUCAAAGGUAAUGGCCGAAAUGCACGCUGAAACUUCGUCAGAUAAGUUGGAGAAUUCAGAACAGGUUUAAGAACUGCGGUUUUGUCUCUUUGUCUUUCUUUGUCUUUCUUUGUCUUUUGUUUCUUCUUUUUCCUGGUUGUUGGGUGUGUUGUGUCCUUCCCAAGCUCGUCUUGUGAUAAUCUGUCUGGUUUGGUUGCCUUUUGUGGCAGAGACGUGACAUUGGCACCUGUUGUGUGAGAGAUGUGGCAUAGUACCCAACAAGGUAAGCAUUGCGGAUGGUGGAAUGGGUGGUAUGACGUGGCAUCUGGGUCAGGAAUUUGAUGGGCAUGAAGUUGAAUUUUGCAUGGAAGGCAAUCCUGUUCUUUUUUUUUUGCUGGAAGGAAAUCUAAUUCUAAUUAUUCUAUGCAUUUAAAUUUUAAACAGUUGAGCAAUCAAACAGAACGUUGACACAAAGCUGACGGCCAAAUUGUACACAGCAGAACUAUGGAAUCAAAUGCAGGACAGACA